Messenger RNA from Mugil cephalus (flathead mullet), 8156 nucleotides. It is a transcript of the gene dop1a, whose product is annotated as DOP1 leucine zipper like protein A. The record is from RefSeq and is a predicted model, not a curated record. NCBI's taxonomy places the organism in Eukaryota, Metazoa, Chordata, Actinopteri, Mugiliformes, Mugilidae. The transcript has 38 exons. Gene Ontology annotation, cellular component: trans-Golgi network; endosome. Bases 395 to 7882 code for a protein of 2495 amino acids. Gene Ontology annotation, biological process: Golgi to endosome transport.
UCCUGAUCUGCAGUGCAGUCUGGGAACUGUCAAUCCAUUCGCUUUGUAUCACUGGCGCUGGGAGGGAGCCACUGAUGCGCUGGCCGCUGUUUAUUUACUCACAGCGGGACAUUACCAAUAGAUAUAAGAAUAUGUAGAGUAUAAGUACCUUGCAUCUACCUCCGAAGCCCUCUUGUAAGGGGAACCGAUUUGGACGCACUGGUGACAUCAGAGCCGGGCCCAUCAAUUAAACAACAUUAGCCAGCCUGCUAGUCACAUAUUGACGCUCUCAGCCGUUUUGACCCAUCGAGUCCAAUACAUGGUUGAAUGACAGCUGCCGUUCUAUGACCCACAACGGUGUGAUGCACGUAUGUGUGGCUGGUGUCGUACAUUAGCGUAACAACCACCCAGAAGAAUGAAUGCAGAGGAAGUGGAGCUGCUCAGUGACUCCAAGUACAGGAACUAUGUGGCAGCUGUGGACAAAGCCCUCAAGAACUUUGAGUACUCCAGUGAGUGGGCAGACCUCAUCUCUGCACUGGGAAAACUCAACAAGGUUUUGCAGAACAAUGCAAAAUACCAAGUGGUGCCCAAGAAGCUGACAAUAGGCAAACGGCUGGCCCAGUGCCUCCACCCUGCGCUGCCCAGCGGGGUCCACCGCAAGGCUUUGGAGACCUAUGAGAUCAUCUUCAAGAUCAUUGGAUCCAAGAGGCUGGCCAAAGACCUCUUUCUGUACAGCUCUGGGCUCUUCCCUUUACUCUCCAACGCUGCUAUGUCUGUGAAGCCUGUGCUGCUGGGGCUCUAUGAGACCUACUACCUGCCCCUGGGCAAGACCCUGAAACCGGGCCUGCAGGGGCUUCUGACUGGGGUCCUGCCGGGUCUGGAGGAGGGUUCGGAGUACUAUGACCGAACCAACACCUUAUUGGAGAAGGUAGCAGCAGCCGUGGAGCAGUCGGCCUUCUACAGUGCCUUGUGGGGCAGCAUCUUGACCAGCCCCGCUGUGCGUCUCCCCGGGGUUUCCUUCGUACUGCUGCACCUCAACCGCAAGCUGUCCAUGGAGGACCAGCUCUAUAUCAUAGGCAGUGACAUUGAACUCAUGGUGGAGGCAGUAAGUACCUCAGUCCAGGACUCCAGUGUCUUGGUGCAGCGGAGCACCCUGGACCUGAUCCUUUUCUGCUUCCCCUUCCACAUGAGCCAGGCAACCCGCCCUGACAUGAUCCGGAUCCUGUCAGCAGCUUUGCAUGUGGUGUUGAGGAGAGACAUGUCCCUGAACCGCAGACUCUACGCCUGGCUGCUGGGCUUUGACAACAAUGGGGUGAUGACAGGCCCCCGCAGCACUCGACAGAGCAACCCGGAGGAGCACGCCAGCCACUACUUCAACACCUUCUCCAAGGACAUGCUGGUCCAGGCUAUGGUGGGGAUCUUGCAGGGCAAAGCCCGAGGCGGAGAAGAGGAGAGCAUUCUCAUGCAUGACCUUAAGCCAUUCCGCAUCCUGAUCAGCCUGCUGGACAAACCAGAGCUAGGGCCAGCCAUCCUAGAGGAUGUUCUGAUCGAGGUGUUUCGGACUCUUCACACACAGUGCAGAACAGAGUUGGACCUCCAAAACCAGAGUCCAUUCAGUAAAGAUCAUACACAACUCAGCAGUAAACUACGAGAGAACAAGAAGACAGCCGAGCUGAUUAAAACGGCCAAUCUGCUCUUCAACUCGUUUGAGCCAUACUACAUGUGGGACUACAUCGCUCGCUGGUUUGAGGAGUGCUGCAGGAGGACGGUGAACGGCAGCACACGUGCAGCACGGCAUGCUGGGAGCUCAGAUCCCCCUGAGCUCUCUUUGGUGGAGUUCUGUCAGCUGGUUGAUUUUCUGCUGGAUAUUGUUUCCUUGCCUACUAGAAGCAUGAGGGUAAUCUGCCAGGAGACGUACAUAGAAAUCCAGACAGAGCACCUCCCUCAGCUGCUGUUGCGGAUGGUUGCGGCCCUGACCUGUCACCUGCAAGCGCUGGGCCUCGGGGAGCUCACCCACUGCCUUCGCCUGUGCUCCAAGAUCCUCAGCAAAGUGCAGCCUCCUCUCGUGUCGCCCCUGGCCCUGCCCCCGGGCCCCCAGGCUCAGGGCCUCUCCAACUCCACCGGAAACUCCUCAAAGUCGGCCAAGGACAAAAGCAGAGACACGGAGGACAAACGGACUCCUGAAGUACCUGGGAAUGGGGAAGUAUUCGAAGAAGGGGAAAAUCCUCCCAGCGGCCGUUCUUCUGAAAGUGGCUUCACAGACUUCGUCCAGUACCAGGAAGACGGCCCCGAGGAGACGGAGCGAGUCCCUCACCCCCACCACGCGCUCAAAACAGGCCGUCGCUCGUCGGGCCCUGGCCAGACCAAGCCUUUGGACAAACCGGUCAUGCAGUGCUGCCUGGAGCACUUCCAGCAGUUUCUGUCUCGCCUCAUCACCUUGUACAUUGUCCCGGGGAAUUUAGACAAGGCUCAGGGUCAAAGAGGGGAGGUCGUGCACGCGGGGUUGCUCGUUUCCGAAGGUCCCCAGCACAGUGAUCAUGCGGAGUCGUGCACAGAAUCUGGAAUAGUCCAGAGAGAGUGUGUUGCCGCUUUCACUGCGGCCUGCCAGCUCUUCCUGGAAUGCUCCAGUUUCCCCGUCUACAUCGCGGAGGGCAACCUCAAGUCCUCACCCGCACAGGAAGAGCAGUCUGGCAGCGAGCUGGUCCGGCUGCCAGUGUGGCUGCAGACACUGAUGGACGCCUGUUGCCUGGCCUGCGACUUCAGCCUCCAGGGCGUGGCCAUCUCCCUGGUCAUGGACCUCGUGGGACUCGCCCAGUCCGUUGCCAUGGUGACGGCCGAGAGCGUGGCCUCCGGCGGCGGCUCUGAGUCCGCCCAGCCCAUGAGCCCCAGCCAGGGUCGAGUGGCUGUAGUCAUCAGGCCACCACUUACUCAGGGAAUCCUAAAAUACAUUGCUGACAAGACAGACUUCUUCAAGAGCGUGGCUUUGAUUUUGUGGGACCAGCUGAGUGAAAGAACACCUCAGCACCAUCAGCGCAGCGUGGAGCUCUUCUACCAGCUCCACAACCUGGUUCCUUCCUCCAGCAUCUGUGAGGAUGUCAUCAGCCAGCAACUCAUGCACAGGGACAAGAGAAUUCAUCUGGAGGCCCAUGUAAAGUUCUCUGUGCUGUGGCAUUUAACACGUGAUCUGAACAUCACCAAGUCUUCUCCUUUCACUCGCACAUUUGAUCGAUCUCUUUUCAUCAUGCUGGACAGCCUCAGUUAUUGGGACCCGUGUACCAGCGCAGUCGGUCGGGCUUGGCUGAAUCAGGUCCUCCAAAGACAUGACAUCGCGCGUGUCCUCGAGCCUCUCCUCCUCCUUCUGCUUCACCCCAAGACCCACCGAGUAUCUAUUCAGAGGGUACAAGCGCAGCGCCACUGGGCCCAGGCCUUUCCUGACCCGUCUGAGCAGGAGCCAUCAGAACCCAUGUACACCAGAGACUCCGGCUUCUCAGACAACUACAGUCUGAUCCAAGGUGAAAGGGUUGGACAAGGGGAGCUCCGAGGCCUAGCAGUGGGCGAAAUGGAGCCGUUCUGUCUGACUGUCAACCCCUUGAGUGACAGCCUGUCUAUUCUGAGCCUGAGCAGCGAGAACUUGCAGCUGGCCGGCGAAUAUCAGCCUGCUGACGACCAACAGGUUGAGCCCCAGAGCUCAGAGUCCAGUGGUUCCCAUUCAUCUACAGUGGAAAACGGCAGCUUUGAGGAAACCGAGGGUGUCAACAGCACUGUGAACAGCUCAGACAGACCGCCUGGCUACUCAGACGACACAUCUGAGGACUCUGUGGAGGAAGUCGUGUCCUGUGUUAUGAAAGAGCUCGUAGACAGAGUUCUGACUUUAGUCGAUGAGGCGUCACUUGAAGUCUCAUCUCCACCUGAAAAUUGGGCGGACACCGACAGCACUUCCUCAGACACGUCCACCGGCCCUCGUCUGGACCCUGACCCUCCUCCCAGCUCUAACCACCAGACCCUGCCAGAGAUGUUAGCCGGAGGCACACUGGAGUUCUUCUCUGUCACCCCGGCUGACAUGUCGGCCGACGAGCAGCACAAAGACGGCAUCACUCGGCACAGUUCGUCGCCUUCCAUCGUCACUUUGCCGGACAGCUCCGAUCCAGCCACCCCGGACCACAACCUGCAAGUGGACGACUCUCAGGCCCGCAAACGUAGCCAUAGCAGCACCCAGCUCAGCCUUAAAGGGAAGAUCAUGGAGAGGCUGGCGGACAAAUCUCCGGGGGCAAAGCCCAAGACCAAGAAGGCGAAAAGGAAACAGGAGGAGAGGCAGAGAAAGGCUGCAAUUCAAGCCGACAAACUGCGUCCACCCAGUAUUUUCUUUGGGGACAGUCUGGAUCUGGAGAACUGGUACAGCUGUGGAGAAGGUGAGGUGUCGGAGAUUGAGAGUGACGUUGGCUCGCCCGUCGGGGGCUCCGGCGGGGCCGUCGGGGGUGUCGGCGUUACAGGACGCAGGUUGUCGUCUGCCCCUCCCCGUUUCAACAUCCAUCCCCUCUACCAGCACGUCCUGCUCUACCUCCAACUGUAUGACUCCUCCCGGGCCCUCCACGCCCUGUCAGCCAUUGCAGCAAUGCUAAGAGCCACUCCCUCAGGGUUUGUAAGUGCUAUCUCCACCACCAGCAUCAACAACACCUACACUCCACAGCUGUCUCUGCUCCAAAACCUCCUAGCCCGCCACAGGGUCUCCGUCAUGGGCAAAGACUUUUACUGCCCGAUUCCCCAGGACUCCCACUCGCAUUCAUUCCGCAGCGCCAUGUACCUAGAGAUCAUCAUCUCGCUCUGUCUCUACUUCCUCAGAAGUUAUUACUCUUCACACGUGUCGGCGGGCUCUCAAGACUUGGCAGGGAACCGGGCCAUGCAGCUCACCAGUGUCGAAGUCCUCACCCUCCUUUUCACUGAGCUGGCCAAAGUCACGGGGGGCUCAGCUAAGGGCUUUGCAAGCUUCAUCAGCGACGUUCUGUCUAAGUGCAAAGUUCAGAAGGUGGUUCUCCACUGUCUCCUCUCCUCCAUAUUCAGCGCCCAGAAAUGGCACGAGCAGCGGGUGGCGGGGGUCAACGUGGCCGCGGUGGAGGAAGGACUCUCAGAGGACAGCGUCAUCGACCUGUCGGAGGACCAGAUAGACAGCUGCAGCGCCGUUCAGUCUCAGCUGCUCAGGCUGCUGCAGAGUCUGGUUGUGCUCGAGCAUAGAGUCCUGGUGCCAGCUGAGGAAGGAGUGGAAGGAGGACCCGUGGGAGGAGCGGCAGGGGGCGGAGGGACGGGAGGCGGCACCGGAGCCGGGUUUGAGAUCCUGGGUGCAGAAGUGGAGCACGUCAACCCUCAGCAGCCAAUGACGUCGCUGCAGUACCUCCACGGGCAGCCCAUCACAGCGCAGGGUAUGUUCCUGUGUGCAGUGAUCAGGGCCCUGCAUCAGCACCACGCCUGUAAGAUGCAUCCCCAGUGGAUAGGACUCAUCACGAGCACCCUGCCUUACAUGGGGAGAGUGCUGAGGAGGGUGGUGGCCUCCGUCACUCUGCAGUUGUGCAGGAACCUGGAUAAUCUUCUCCAGCAGUACCGCUAUGAGAUCGGGAUGACUGACACCAGACCCCAGUGGAUGGCUCUCUGCAUCCCUCCUGACCUGAUUUUGACUGUGCUAGAGGGUGUGACAGCCAUCAUCCAUUACUGCCUGCUGGAUCCCACUUCCCAGUAUCACCAGUUACAAGUCAGUGUUGACCAGAAGCACCUUGCUGAGGCUCGUUCAGGAAUCCUCUCCAUCCUCCACACCAUCAUGUCUUCAGUCACCCUGCUGUGGAGCGUCCUCCACCAGGCUGACAACUCUGACCGGCCAGCUGCUGCCUCCGCUGCCUCCACUUCCAACAUCAACCUGGGCUCCACUAAGAACCUCCGUCAGCAGAUCCUGGAGCUCCUGGGUCCCAUCUCUAUGAACCACGGUGCUCAUUUUAUGGCAGCAAUAGCUUACGUUUGGAAUGAAAGGAAACAGGUCAAGACUCCAGUCAGAAAUAAGGUGAUUCCCGUAGCCAGUGAGGAGCAGCUGCUGCUGGUUGAGCUGGUUCGCUCGGUGAGCGCCAUGCGCACUGAGACUGUUAUACAGACGGUGAAAGAGGUCCUGAAGCAGCCGCCAGCCAUCGCGAAAGACAAGAAGCACCUUUCUUUGGAGGUCUGCAUGCUCCAGUUCUUCUACGCCUACGUCCAGAGGAUCCCUGUGUCCAGCUUAGUUGAUAGCUGGCCUUCUCUGCUGGCUCUGCUGAAGGACUCUGUACCGUUAGGCCUCCCCGCCCCGGGACAGUUUCUCAUACUGGGAGUUCUGAAUGAGUUUAUUCUGAAGAACCCGAACCUGGAGAGUAAGAAGGACCAGCGAGAGCUGCAGGAUGUGACCCAUAAAGUGGUGGAGGCCAUCGGGACCAUUGCAGGCUCAUCAUUGGAGCAAACCACAUGGCUGAGGAGAAACCUCGAGGUGAAGCCUUCUCCUCAGAUAGUGGUGGAUGGUACCAACCUGGAAACUGAUGUAGAAGAUUUGAUGCUCACAGUGAUGGAAGCCUCCAGCUUCACUCCAUCAGUGUACAGCGUUCACGCCCUCACCCUGCUGGCCGAGGUGCUGGCCCAUCUCUUGGACAUGGUGUUCUACAGUGAUGAGAAGGAGAAGGUCAUCCCACUGCUGGUUAAUAUCAUGCACUAUGUAGUGCCCUACCUCCGCAACCACAGUGCUCAUAACGCCCCCAGCUACCGGGCUUGUAUUCAACUAUUAAGCAGUCUAAGUGGGUACCAGUACACCCGGCGCGCAUGGAAGAAGGAGGCCUUUGACCUCUUCAUGGACCACACCUUCUUCCAGAUGGACUCCUCCUGCGUCAGCCACUGGAGAGCGAUCAUUGACCACCUGAUGACUCACGAUAAGACCACAUUCAGAGACCUCAUGACCCGGGUGGCCGUAGCCCAGAGCAGCUCUCUGAGUCUGUUCACCAACAGAGAUGCUGAGCUGGAACAGAGAGCCAUGCUGCUGAAACGCCUCGCCUUUACCAUCUACAGCAGCGAAGUCGACCAGUACCAGAAAUACCUGCCAGACAUACAAGAGCGUCUGGUGGAGAGCCUGCGUCUGCCUCAGGUGCCCAUCCUUCAUGCUCAGGUGUUCCUGUUCUUCAGAGUGCUGCUGCUGCGCAUGUCACCUCAACACCUCACCUCACUGUGGCCCACCAUGAUCACUGAGUUGGUUCAAGUGUUUCUACUGAUGGAGCAGGAGCUAACAGCAGAUGAGGACAUAUCCAGGACGUCGGGGCCAUCUGUGGCUGGGUUGGAGACAACCUACUCUGGAGGGAACGGUUUCUCCACCUCCUACAACAGCCAGCGCUGGCUCAACCUCUAUCUAUCCGCCUGCAAGCUCCUGGAUCUGGCCUUGGCCCUGCCUCCUGAGAGUCUGCCUCAGUUCCAGAUGUACCGCUGGGCCUUCAUCCCAGAGGCUUCAGAUGAUUCAGGGAUGGAAGUGAGACGUCAGGGGACUCAUCAGAGAGAGUUUAAGCCCUACGUUGUUCGACUGGUCAAACUGCUGAGGAAACGAGCCAAGAAAAACCCAGAGGAGGACUGCUCCACCCGAACCCUGUCCUGGGAGCCAGGCCACCUCAUGCUGACCCUCUACGUUAUCCGCAGCAUGGAGCAGCUGCUUCCCUUCUUCAACCUGCUCAGCCAGGUGUUCAACAGCAAGGCCAGCAGCCGCUCAGGUCCGGCCUUCAGCCACAACCCCGCCGACGGCUCGUUCCCCAGCCACAAGGAGGGCCACAAGCUGGAGAGCCAAAAGGUCUUUUGGAGUCGAGCACGACAGAACAUCGAGGAGAUGGUGGAAAAGGACUUUCUAGAGGGUCUUAUCAAGACGUGAGAACACAGCUGGGGGGAGGGAACGGGGGAUUAACACACGACUGAUCAACACUAGUGAAAAACCUCAACCUGUACAUUGAAGAACAAUACUGGGGAAAUAGUUUGUACAUUUUGUAUUUAUAAUGAUUAUUUUACUUUUCACAAGCUACUGUAUUUAAUUUUAAUUAUUUGUAUAUAUGGAGCAGCUUUGAUGACUUUUAACAUUUCAUGUGAAGAUGCUGUGCCAUUCCAUAUCGAUGUGACUUAAUAAAUAAACAUUUUUAAUGGGAGACUUA